Messenger RNA from Lachnellula hyalina, 327 nucleotides. RefSeq names its product Golgi apparatus membrane protein (gene tvp18). Bases 1 to 327 code for a protein of 108 amino acids. Gene Ontology annotation, cellular component: Golgi membrane. The transcript has 2 exons. The record is from RefSeq and is a predicted model, not a curated record. Gene Ontology annotation, biological process: vesicle-mediated transport. Lineage: Eukaryota; Fungi; Ascomycota; Leotiomycetes; Helotiales; Lachnaceae.
AUGAUUCUCUUCGGAGCUUUAUGCCUUGCAAGCUCAUUCCUCAUUAUCUUCAUCGAGAUCCCGCUCCUCCUACGCAUCUGCCCCACUUCCGCGAAAUUCGACACCUUCAUGCGCCGCUUCACCACCAACUAUAUGCGCGCUGGUAUCUACCUGGUGAUGGCAAUUAUCCAAUGGCUUAGCAUUAUCAAAGAGGCGUCCAGCUUGAUCGCCGCUGCUAUAAUGUUGACGGUUGCAGCUGCGUUCUAUGCUCUGGCGGGUGUUAAGGGCCAGGGCUUUGUGGGGAGCAAGACGCUUGGUGGACAGGGUGUUGCGCAGAUGAUUAUCUAA